Molecule: messenger RNA, 2787 nt
Organism: Sarcophilus harrisii (Tasmanian devil)
Lineage: Eukaryota; Metazoa; Chordata; Mammalia; Dasyuromorphia; Dasyuridae
Gene: FJX1
Product: four-jointed box kinase 1
Exons: 3
Coding region: 1-1836 (611 amino acids)
Biological process (GO): cell-cell signaling
Source: RefSeq, a predicted model, not a curated record
AUGGGAACCACCAAAGCUAAUGAAUCUCGGAUGUUCACCUACACAAUGAGGAAUACUGUUCUGGCUCGGCUUUUGGCUGUGUUUCCAUUGGGAGCCAAGGGAGUUGCCCGGUUGAGCCGGGAGCCUCCCCACCCGGAGUCCCUGCGCCAACGGCAUGUGCCCCCGGUCCCCGAGCUGGGCCGAAAUACAAAAGCGGCUGCGAAGCGGCUGGGAGGAGAGUUCCCAGCGCUCGGCCCAGUCGGAGCGGGAGCCGGAGCGGGGCCAAGCACCGCCGCGGCGGCAACAGUAGCAGCCUCAACCUCGGCAACAGCAGCAGCCUCAGCCUCGGCAACAGUAGCAGCCUCAGCCUCGGCGGCGGCGGCGGCGGCAGCGGCAGCGGCAGCGGCGCCGGAGCCCCGCAGCCACCAUGGGGCACAGGCGCCGCGGGCCCGGCAGCUCCCCGGCUGCUGGGGAGGCGUCCCCGCCGGGGCCCCGGCCCCGGGGCUCGGCUUGAAGCCGCGGCACCAGCCCGCCCCCGGAGCCCCUACAGGCUGGAGGAUGCGGGGGCCCGGCCGCGUCGCCGCCACAAUCGGGCUCUGGCUCUUGGCGCUGGGUUCGCUCCUGGCGCUGUGGACCGGGCUCGCUCAGCGGGCGGAGCAGCGCCCCUUCCCCGGGCUGGGGCUUCUGCGCUCCGGGCGGAGCAGCGCGGAUCAGGCGGCGUCGCCGGCUCUGCACCUCCCGCGUCCACGGCUGAGGGACGCCCCCGGCGGCCCCGCGAAAACUUUCCGGGCGCUGCUCACCGUGCCGGCCGCCGGGGAGAGUCCGCCCCGGCGCCUCCCGGAGCCGGCGGAGCGCGGGCAGCCGGGGCACGUGGAGGAGCCCCGGCGGGGCGGCCCAGCCGCCGUGCAGGGGGGCAUCUUCUGGAGCCGGGGCCUAGAGGAGCAGGUGCCCCGCGGCUUCUCGGAGGGGCAGGCGGCGUCCUGGCUGGAGGCGGCACGCGGGGCCCGGGUGGUGGCCCUGGAGCGCGGGGGCUGCGGGCGCAGCUCCAACCGGCUGGCCCGCUUCGCCGACGGCACCCGCGCCUGCGUACGCUACGGCAUCAACCCGGAGCAGAUCCAGGGCGAGGCCCUGUCCUACUACCUGGCCCGGCUGCUGGGCCUCCAGCGCCACGUGCCCCCGCUGGCGCUGGCGCGGGUGGAGCCGCGGGGCGCGCAGUGGGCGCAGGUGCAGGACGAGCUGCGCGGCGCGCACUGGGCCGAGGGCAGCGUGGUGAGCCUGACCCGCUGGCUGCCCAACCUCACCGACGUGGUAGCGCCCGCGCCCUGGCGCUCGGAGGACGGGCGCCUGCGGCCCCUGCGCGGCGGCGGGGGCGAGCUGGCCAACCGCAGCGAGCCCGAGCUGGUGGAGCUGGUGCAGUGGACGGACCUGAUUCUCUUCGACUACCUGACGGCCAACUUCGACCGCCUGGUCAGCAACCUCUUCAGCCUCCAGUGGGACCCGAGGGUCAUGCAGCGGGCCACCAGCAACCUGCACCGCGGCCCCGAAGGGGGACUGGUCUUCAUAGACAACGAGGCCGGCCUGGUGCACGGCUACCGGGUGGCCGGCAUGUGGGACAAGUACAACGAGCCGCUGCUCAAGUCCGUCUGCGUCUUCCGCCAGCGCACCGCCCAGCUGGUCCUGGAGCUGCACCGGGGCCAGGAUGCCGCCGCGCGGCUGCUGCGCCUGUACCGGCGGCACGAGCCGCGCUUCCCCGAGCUGGGCGCCCUGGCCGAGCCCCACGCGCAGCUGCUGCAGCGCCGCCUCGACUUCCUUUCCAAGCACAUUUUGCACUGCAAGGCCAAGUACGGCGGACCGUGACUUGGGACCCGAGCUGUGGGGGGGGCGGGCCCGGGAGGGAAAGGUGCCGGACAGCUGCGCUCUGGAUUGAUGCUUGGAUGGGCCGUCUGGGAGCUUUUGAGCCAACGCCCACUGAGUGACCCGAGCCGGGAGGCUUUCAAAGAUCUCUCCCGGUCCAACUUCAUCUCGCUGUUUCUCUGUCUCUGUCUCCUCUCUUUUUCUCUUCCUCUCUCCGUCCUUCCCUGUGUUCUCCCCUCCUCGACCUCCCCAGUGCCACACUUUCUCCUUUAAAAGUUCUCCACGAGUGGACUGUGGCUAAAAACCUUCUCUUCUCCCUGCUCCGUUCGGGACCUUAGGCUCUUCCCGUUUCCCAUCUGCAGAUCGGGGUUAGCCACUGAGUACGGGGGAUGGAUCGAACUUCGACCUCAAUUUGGGAGCACGAACCCCCGAAGGGCUCCGUUGGGGUGAUCGGGAUUUGUAUUUGGUUUUCUUUUUCUUGUGUCCUCCCCCUCCCCACCUUUUACUAAAAACGGGGGCGGGGGCUGGACGGGGCAUUUCCUCCCAAAUCGAAUUCUGUCAUUCACGUAGCACCAAGGAGGCGCUUGCUACUGGUCUCUGGAGUAACCGACAUGCCAUUACACGAUGCAGUUCUGUUCAUGUGUGCAUUCUUUGUUCUAAGGAUGUAACCGCUGUUAAUGGCAAGGCUUGGCGGAUGUGGAGAACAGAGAUCCCAGUAACUCAGAACAGCCUCCCGAACAGAUUCCGUUCCUUCCACCCAUUUGUUAAAGCGUCGUUUGGCCCGAAAACGACAAUACCGAACGGACCGGAUAAACCCAAUCAAAGAUAAUGGAUUUUCCUCCCUCUUGGCCCCCACCCCUCUUACCCCCAGCAAACCUGCCGAGAUGUUGACAGUGACCAGUCUCAAAGAAAAGAAAAAGGGGGAGGGGGGAGAAAAACCCAGUUUCAUGCACU